Messenger RNA from Episyrphus balteatus (marmalade hoverfly), 1149 nucleotides. RefSeq names its product mucin-2-like. The transcript is spliced from 2 exons. Lineage: Eukaryota; Metazoa; Arthropoda; Insecta; Diptera; Syrphidae. The annotation marks the transcript as partial. The record is from RefSeq and is a predicted model, not a curated record.
ACAUCAACACAAGCAUCAACACCAACCUCAUCGACAACACCAAUACCAACACCAACACCGACAUCAACACCAACAACAACAUCACUACUAAAACUAACAUCAACACCAACAUCAACACAAACAUCAACAUCAUCGACAACACCAAUACCAACACCAACACCGACAUCAACACCAACACCAACAUCAACACCAACGUCCACACCAGCCCCAACACCAACAUCCACACCAACAUCAACACCUACACCUACAUCAACACCAACACCAACACCUACACCGACAUCAACACCAACACCAACAUCAACACCAACAUCAACACCAACAUCCACACCAACCCCAACACCAAGACCCACACCAACAUCAACACCUACACCUACACCAACAUCAACAACAACACCAACACCGAAAUCAACACCAACACCGACAUCAACACCAACAUCAACACCAACAUCAACACCAACAUCCACACCAACCCCAACACCAACACCCACACCAACAUCAACACCUACACCUACAACACCAACAUCAACACCAACGUCCACACCAGCCCCAACACCAACAUCCACACCAACAUCAACACCUACACCUACAUCAACACCAACACCAACACCUACACCUACACCGACAUCAACACCAACACCAACAUCAACACCAACAUCAACACCAACAUCCACACCAACCCCAACACCAAGACCCACACCAACAUCAACACCUACACCUACACCAACAUCAACAACAACACCAACACCGAAAUCAACACCAACACCAACACCGACAUCAACACCAACAUCAACACCAACAUCAACACCAACAUCCACACCAACCCCAACACCAACACCCACACCAACAUCAACACCUACACCUACACCAACAUCAACAUCAACAUUAACAUCAACAUCAACAUCAACAUCAACAUCAACAUCAACAUUAACAUCAACAUCAACAUCAACAUCAACAUCAACAUCAACAUCAACAUCAACAUCAACAUCAACAUCAACAUCAACAUCAACAUCAACAUCAACAUCAACAUCAACAACAACACCAACAACAACAUCAACACCAACACCGACAUCAAAACCAACACCAACACCCACACCAACAUCAACACCUACACCUACACCUACACCUUCACCUACACCUACACCUACACCU